Messenger RNA from Trichomonas vaginalis G3, 501 nucleotides. RefSeq lists its product as uncharacterized. Bases 1 to 501 code for a protein of 166 amino acids. The record is from RefSeq and is a predicted model, not a curated record. The transcript has a single exon. Lineage: Eukaryota; Parabasalia; Trichomonadida; Trichomonadidae.
AUGUUUUUCUUGAUAUAUUUCGGUCUUUGUAAUGAUGGUAUUUCGAUACAUGUGACAGGUGUAAGUCAAUUUGUAAUAUCUCCACACAAAGAACACAUAAUAGAGUUUAGUUAUACACCUGAAAAUGCACAAAGUGUAUCAAUAUAUUGUGAUGGGAUUUUAAUAGACUGUGGCCCACUUGCAGGCGGACAAGUCAAUUGUUCAGUUCCUAAAAUGUCAGUAGGUCUUCAUUUUUGCCAAAGUAAAAUAGAUAUCGUUGGUUCUUAUAUUUUAGUAUUAAAUUAUCCGCUUAGAAUCAUUAUAAUUGCCAUGAUAUUUGCAAUUCUUGUACUGAUAUCAAAGGGUGUUCUAUUCAUUAUAAUCAAUUACACUAACGAAACAAAGAAUGGAUACGAAAAAAUUUCUCCUUCAUAUAAACAAGAAAAAGACUUUACUGACGACCUUUUUGAUCCAAUGCAAGAAAAGAAAGCUCAUAAGAGAUCGAAUUUCGAAAAUUAUUAA